AUGUUCGUUGGAAGAAGAAGCAAAGCUAUCGACAGUGACGGAAACACCUGCUACUCCUUGAGCCAAAGAUCAUUAUUAACGUGGGUUGUAUAUAAAGAGGAACUCCUCAGUUUACAGCUUGCUGACCGUGACUGUGAUUUGUGGAUCCCACAGAUCAAAGCCGCCGAGACUGCGCCAGGCGAAUUGCAGUUUAUGACCACUCUUGUCGUAUUUUUGCUUUCAUUGACAAUUAAGGAGUACGGGCCACACACGCUCUUUGUAAAUCCUUGUUGUCUCCCUAGACCAGGGAAGUCUUUCAGUGUCCAGAUCGCAGAUGUUAUUGUCAUAUUCUUGGGCUUAGCAAGUGUUUGUAUUGUUCGAAUCCUCGAGGUGGCUUCAGGCCCACCGCAACUCAAAAAGUGA
This is a messenger RNA of Opisthorchis viverrini, 402 nucleotides long. RefSeq lists its product as hypothetical. Bases 1 to 402 code for a protein of 133 amino acids. Lineage: Eukaryota; Metazoa; Platyhelminthes; Trematoda; Opisthorchiida; Opisthorchiidae. The transcript has a single exon. The record is from RefSeq and is a predicted model, not a curated record.